GGACCCCCAAGCCAGGAGGAAGAAGCCGGCGCGGCCCCGUCAGCAGCCCGCCGCGGCUGUUCUGAAGGACGGCGGCCGCGCUCCCGUAAGCGGGUCUGGGGUCCAGCCGGCGGCCCGAAGGCGCGGCGCCAUGAAGCUGUACAGCCUCAGCGUCCUUUACAAAGGCGACCCCAAAGCGGUGCUGCUCAAAGCCGCGUACGACGUGUCUUCCUUCAGUUUCUUCCAGAGGUCCAGUGUUCAGGAAUUCAUGACCUUUACCAGUCAGCUGAUUGUGGAACGCUCAACAAAAGGCAGCAGAGCCUCUGUCAAGGAACAAGAGUAUCUUUGCCAUGUCUAUGUCCGGAAUGACAGUCUUGCAGGUGUGGUCAUUGCUGACAGUGAAUACCCUUCGAGAGUGGCCUUUACCUUGCUGGAGAAGGUACUAGAUGAAUUCUCCAAGCAGGUCGAUAGGAUAGACUGGCCAGUAGGGUCACCUGAUACAAUCCAGUACACAGCUCUGGAUGGUCACCUUAGCAGAUACCAGAACCCCCGAGAAGCUGAUCCCAUGAGUAAAGUACAAGCUGAACUGGACGAAACCAAAAUCAUUCUGCAUAACACCAUGGAGUCUUUGUUAGAGCGAGGCGAGAAGCUUGAUGACCUGGUAUCCAAAUCAGAAGUACUGGGAACACAGUCGAAAGCCUUCUAUAAAACUGCCCGGAAACAAAACUCAUGCUGUGCAAUCAUGUGAUGUGGCCCACAGAGGCAGGCGCUGGAUCGUCGUGUCACGUCAGAACUGCAACUCCUGCAGAUGAAGCGAUACCCUGAAGAUCUGGAGCCAGGCAGACUGGCUGUUUUUAUUUUGACGUUCUCAAGAGGAAUGGAGGGAUGACUUAAGGGUGGAAACAUUGACGUUCACAUGUGUGACUGUGACUUCGGGAAAGAAUUUGAGGUCCUCAAAGAUGUAAUGUUGGGAAAAUGAAACCAUAAACUCUAAGUGGCUCUUAUAGGUGCUGAAGGGCUUAUUCUCAGCUAACCCUGGAAGGCUCUGUGGGAGGGAAUCUUUUUCCUGAUCCUUGAUGCGACUUAGGAUUUCAUUUGUGCAUUAACGAUAUUAACUCUCCAGUGAAUGGGGUGGGGGGAGGGGGUCUCGGGUGAUAGGGCUGGGUGGGCAGAGUUUGAACACUCCGGAAUUCUAGUCUCUUGCACUGUGGGGGCUGGGAGAAGCUCACCAUGAGUGAGGACUGUCACAGUGGUCACUGGAUCUCCUCUGUUUGACUGUCUGCUAGAAUUGGCAUCUGCCAGGAACAGGGCCCAUCCUAAGUACCUUCGUCCAGUACCACAAACUUGUGGGAGGUACUUAGAAUGGGCUAGAAGGGCAAGAUGUGUGAGUUGUGGUUUUAUCAGCCAGCAGACUGUUCAGACUGGCUGCUCUGGUGUCGGGAGGGUCAGCUGGGAGUGUCCAUCUUCAAGGGAAGACGCAGACACAGGUGCCCUCAGCUGUCCAGUGUGGAGGCACACGUACCGUGACUUGCAGUUGGACUUUGACAUUAAGAUCAAAGUAGCGGGUGCUGUCAUCUCUCAAAGCUGGUUUUAUUUGUCUCUGUCUACAAGACUGUUUUGGCAACCGCUUGGGGCCUACAUGUUUGAGCAAGUCAUUUCUGUGGGUACCAGGGACAGGUGCCAGCAGCCCGAAGGGUCCCAGCACCCAACUGUCUUCUGUCCAGCUCUGGCUUACAGCCCCUUCCCAAUCAGAGACAGCCGCAGGGUAGAAGAUGUUGACGGGUUGGUCUGAGCUAGCCACCCACUGCCAGCACAGUUUGUGUGGUAAGCCCAGGAUGUGCUGGGUCCCACACUGCCUCUUCCUGUUCUGCUGUGCACAGAUCAUGUCGUGAGAUCCUGUCUCCCCAGAAGCAACUGCUGGGAUGCUAGCCUCUGAGUUUUGAGCCAGAGUUGUUUUACUCUGAUGAUCCCUGCCCUGAGCCUGUUGAGCUACCUUCAAGAGUGCCCAUAUGGGGAGGAGGAUGUCUACUAUGGCUUUCAAAAUCUCUACUUAUGGUAUAUCUGCCUAUUGCUCUGGGUACUGCUAGCCAAAGGGCUCAGGCUCCCCCCUGGAGUGGCCUGCCCGUGUCAUUUUCCUGCUGUCAUAGACCUCCCCGUUCUAGGGCCCUGGACAGCACAGAUCCCGUCUGUUGCUGGCACUCGAGGUGGAGUAAAUGGCCUGGGUGCCGCCUGUUUUCUUGCUCUGGAGGGUGCUGGGGAAGGGGGGUGGGUGGAGGCAGACGUUUAUGGGAAAGAGGCAACUUUUACCCACAUGGCUGUCCUACAAGGUAUCACUCGCCCUUCAAUGGUUUGAGUUGCCAUGUGUUUCCUGUCCCUCCCAUUAUAUUCUAAUGUUAAAUCACUUGGCAAAAGUGUAUUUUAAUAAUGCCUAAUUUCUCUGUUCUGUUUGAAGGUUUCUGUCUAGAUAAAAUUGUCUUUUGAAAUUCCA
Molecule: messenger RNA, 2467 nt
Organism: Chionomys nivalis (European snow vole)
Lineage: Eukaryota; Metazoa; Chordata; Mammalia; Rodentia; Cricetidae
Gene: Ykt6
Product: YKT6 v-SNARE homolog
Exons: 7
Coding region: 131-727 (198 amino acids)
Biological process (GO): endoplasmic reticulum to Golgi vesicle-mediated transport
Cellular component (GO): Golgi apparatus
Molecular function (GO): SNAP receptor activity
Source: RefSeq, a predicted model, not a curated record